CAAGCAUCACUCAACCUCACUACAUCGUCGAGUUAAGUCUGCCCCUAUAGCCAUUAUGAAGAUCGGUCACCUCGUCACCCUCGCCCUCGCCCUGGGUCUGCUGGAUCAGGUCACCUCCACCUUAAUCGUCGGCACCGUUGGCGCGGGCGUGGCUGCGGGCGCUGCUGUCCUAGCUACGGGCGUGGCUGCUCUCGGCGCCGUGGUCCUGGGAGCUGCCGUGCUGGGAGCCAAGCGUCGCGGGAAACGUGAAGCGACGCAGUGUCUCCCCUUCGCUGACGCCGACCUCUACCUCUCCAUGGCUAUCAACAGCGACUCCCAGGGAUGUACACAGAGGUUCAUGUGUGAGAUUUCCUCCCCUGAUAUCUCUGACCUGACGAAGGAGGAGCAGUUCAUCAAGGACGUCUUCGCCUCUAACCUCAACACCGAAGAGAACACCCCCAAGGCUUUGUUCGCCCGCGCCGCCGCUCUUGGUGCCAAGGGUGGCGCUCUGGUGUGCGCUGAGGAGUUCCACAAGUGUCCCUUCGACAGGAAGAUCCUCAUGCAGGCGUUCUUGAAGGCUCAGACACAGUAAGGCAUCCCUUCUUCAGGGCUCAAAGGACGUCUUCAAGGCCACGUAGGAGAGGAAAGAAGAGGAGGAGGAGGAAGAGGAGGAGGAGGAGAAGGGCUCAGGCCUACUUAAGACAGGAUCUCACUUGGGCUCUAGACCUUGUGUUGUGGAGCUCAGGUGAAGUAGUGAGUUUUGGGUGACGUCCUGUGUAUGUAUGUAUGUAUGUGUAUGUUAGAUCUACGUACAUCUUUUGUCAGGGUUUGUAAACUGUGUGCAAGUCUGUAAAAUUCAUAUCAUCCUUUUAUAAGUUUGUGUAAGUGUGCAAGUGUGUGUUUGUGAAGUGUAAAUCGUCGGUGUAAGAUUGUGUAUCUUGUGAAACGUGUUGUGUAAAUUUGUGCAAGUGUUAUGUAAAAAUUUUGUAAAUCCCUCUAUUCUGUAAAACGACAAUGAUUUUUUUUUUUACACAACACAGGAAAUAAAUCAAUUCAAUGUAUUCUUAAACUAAUUCUUGUAGUAAGUGAUGAGAAUAAAUCUUUCCUUUGCA
Homarus americanus (American lobster) is the source of this 1091-nucleotide messenger RNA. RefSeq lists its product as uncharacterized. The coding region runs from base 56 to 571 and encodes 171 amino acids. The record is from RefSeq and is a predicted model, not a curated record. NCBI's taxonomy places the organism in Eukaryota, Metazoa, Arthropoda, Malacostraca, Decapoda, Nephropidae. The transcript has 2 exons.